AUGCCUGUGGUAGCGCGUCUUUCUUUGGCCAACCUCGAACAUCACCGUCACAUGAUGAGCGAACGGAUAUUUGCUGAUAUUCUUGCCGCUAAAUUGCGAGGAUGCUACGAGAAGGCGGUUCAUGUGUUUCGAACGAUACAUCGUAUGGAUCACUUUUCUGUGGAUAUGGACCGAUGUCCGCGAUGUGGACGAAUAAAAGAUGGUAUGAAAGUGAAGGUGAACGCCGAUCCCUGUAGGAAGCAACUAGGCUGCGAUCGAUGUCAUCGAGAGGGAUGCGAAAUCGAAGAGAAGGCUGGCCAAGAUUUGCAAGCCUUCUACCAAUGCCCUCAUGCCUUGCUCCCGUUGAACGACGACACUACGAGAUAG
This is a messenger RNA of Cooperia oncophora, 366 nucleotides long. NCBI's taxonomy places the organism in Eukaryota, Metazoa, Nematoda, Chromadorea, Rhabditida, Trichostrongylidae. The record is from the annotation of a GenBank genome assembly.